CAUAGCUAACAUGAUUCAAAACUUCCAUGUUAAAAUCUCCUCUUAGAACAAUAGUGAUAGAGUGGAAUUACAAGAGCAGAGCUUGAGAAUCUCUAGAUAAAUCAUGGCCCCUCCAACUCCAAGAUUAAUAGCUCCAGUCAACCUAAAGCAGCCGCCGUGGCUGCAAGAACCACCGCUCCACAACCGGUGGCACCCGGAGAUACCGCCGGUGGGGGAGGUGAAAACCGGUGAGGUUUUCAGGGUGGAGAUGGUUGAUUGGACCGGAGGAGCAAUUUCAGAUGAUAACCAUGCAGUUGAUGUUAAAACCUUAGACCUGUCAACUGUGCAUUAUCUUAGUGGACCUAUUAGCGUGGUCGACACGGAAGGGAAUCCGGCCAAGCCAGGUGAUCUUCUAGCUGUCGAAAUAUGCAAUUUGGGCCCUCUACCGGGAGAUGAAUGGGGUUUUACAGCAAUCUUCGACAGGGAAAACGGUGGUGGAUUUCUUACGGACCAUUUCCCUCGUGCAACGAAAGCUAUAUGGUAUUUUGAAGGAAUAUAUGCCUAUUCUCCUCAUAUACCUGGGGUGAGAUUUCCGGGCUUGACACACCCUGGAAUAGUUGGAACUGCACCUUCAAUGGAAUUGCUGAAUAUAUGGAACGAGAGGGAAAGGGAACUCGAAGAAACCGGUCUUCAGUCUCUAAAACUAUGUGAGGUGUUGCAUUCACGUCCGCUUGCAAACCUCCCGUCGACAAAGGGCUGCGUUCUUGGCAAGAUUAAGGAAGGAACUCCAGAGUGGGAAAGAAUAGCCAGGGAGGCGGCAAGGACGAUUCCUGGAAGAGAAAAUGGAGGAAACUGCGACAUCAAGAACCUCAGCCGAGGUUCAAAAGUGUACCUGCCGGUGUUUGUGGACGGAGCGAAUCUUAGUACCGGGGAUAUGCAUUUCUCACAAGGUGACGGUGAAGUGGCGUUUUGUGGGGCGAUCGAGAUGAGUGGUUUUCUGGAGCUCAAGUGCGAAAUCAUUAGGGACGGCAUGAAGAAGUACUUGACGCCAAUGGGGCCGACUCCAUUACACGUGAAUCCGAUCUUUGAGAUCGGGCCUGUCGAGCCAAGAUUCUCAGAAUGGUUAGUUUUUGAGGGCAUUAGCGUCGAUGAGAGUGGACGACAACAUUAUCUUGAUGCUAGUGUUGCUUACAAGCGUGCGGUGCUCAAUGCUAUCGACUAUAUUUCCAGAUUCGGGUACUCUAAGGAACAGGUCUACCUUCUCCUCUCAUGCUGCCCUUGCGAAGGAAGGAUUUCAGGCAUAGUGGACGCCCCAAACGCGGUUGCCACCCUUGCAAUUCCAGUGGCUAUAUUCGAUCAGGAUAUUCGUCCCAAAACUACCACCGUGCCCACCGGCCCCAGGCUCGUGAGGAAUCCAGGUCUCCCACAGUGCACUUACGAUGGAAACUUGCCGACGACUAGAAAUCCAUGUGCUACAACCUGACUGAAAUGGCAAGCAAGCAGGCCGGGGCAUAAAUAUGUAGUUAGCAAUAAAUGGAAACUCGUAGUAGAAUAUGCAGAAUGAUGUGCCUGAUUUUCUGUAAUUAAAUGCAUAUGAUGACAUGGAAUGUGUUCGGUCAGUAUCUCAACAGGAAACUCUGUUCAGGAAUCAGCAGUAUUAAUCCUGCAAAAUAUAAUGGGGAAAUCGUAUUUUUUGUCCUAUA
Messenger RNA from Sesamum indicum (sesame), 1682 nucleotides. RefSeq lists its product as uncharacterized. Gene Ontology annotation, molecular function: hydrolase activity, acting on carbon-nitrogen (but not peptide) bonds, in linear amides. Lineage: Eukaryota; Viridiplantae; Streptophyta; Magnoliopsida; Lamiales; Pedaliaceae. The record is from RefSeq and is a predicted model, not a curated record.